Molecule: messenger RNA, 2482 nt
Organism: Alnus glutinosa
Lineage: Eukaryota; Viridiplantae; Streptophyta; Magnoliopsida; Fagales; Betulaceae
Product: protein HAIKU1-like
Exons: 1
Coding region: 1030-1971 (313 amino acids)
Source: RefSeq, a predicted model, not a curated record
ACUGAUCGCCCUAGCAGACACACCCAGAUCCGACGAAACCAGUUUCGGACGAAUCAAAAAGAAAACAUUAGCCGGUCGUCAUCGGGCCCCACAGGUAGGUCCCUCAUGCCACUCUUCCCAAAAAAACAAGUCACCCAUUUCUUUCAUUGAUUUGCACAUUGACCAUUGAACGCGUUUAGUCUCUGUAAAGCUCGACUCUUAGGGUUUCAUCUUCUUCUAGAGAGAGAAAUAAGACAAGAGGAAGAUGAAGAUGACGUUGAAGGUGGACUUUUCUUGGUGCUUAGUCCCCCUAGUCAAGGCGUGAUUCUUUCGAAUUCCCUUUUCUCUUCCUUGUCUCUUGCUUUCUUUGUGCUUACUUGAUUUUCUUGUUGGAGCGUUCAAACCCUGAAGAGAAUUUUUUUUGCUGGGGGAGUUUGAAUUGAGCUUUGAGAGUAUACAAGGUUCAAUUUUGUCAGGAUUCUGCUUCCUUUGUGGGUUUUUUGCUUUCUGGAUUCUGCGGAGUGGAAUCUGGUGGGAGAUUUCAGAGUUUUCAUUUGGUACAACUCAAGAAUCCGAGCUUGGGAUUUGAAGGAGUUUUGUGUUUCUCUGGAGCUGAUUGAAUCUGGGUUUUGUUGGUUGGACUGAGCAAAGAAAAGGGUAUGUUUUUCUGCUUCUGAAUCUCAGCUCUAUAGGGUUUUGAUAUUUGUUACUUCUGGCGGGGUUGAUUUGUUCUAUGCUUGUCUCGCUGUGAAUUAUUCAGGGUUAUUUUGAGCUUGAAUGUUGAGUUUCUGGGUUUGGUUUUGAAGUUCUGGGUAUUGUUUGAAGCUUUGAAUGGUUUUUUUUCACUCUGUGGGUAUAUAGAGAAACUAAGUAUCUGGUUUGCCGAAACAGUUGGUGAUUGAGGUUGGAGUACACGAAAGAUUGCUAGUGUUUGCGCUUCACUUUAAAGUUUUUGGUACUGCUUUGAAGCUUAUGAGUGGUUUGACUUUGUGUGACCCUUCAAAAAGCGGUAUUUCUUUGUUCAAGUGAUUUGUGUUCUAUUAUUACCAAAUGGAUAACUCGAAGAAUCGGCAUAAUGACCAUUUGGGUGUGAAUAAAAUGGGGAAGAAUAUAAGGAAAAGUCCCUUGCACCAGCCAAAUUUUGCAAAUAAUCCUGCUAGGCAGCAACCUCAGCCUCAGGUUUACAACAUAAGCAAGAACGACUUUCGAAAUAUCGUUCAGCAGCUCACUGGUUCACCUUCUCAUGAACCUGCACCUAGACCUCCCAACAACCUGCCUAAACCCCCGAGUAUGAGGCUGCAGAAAAUUCGGCCUCCCCCUUUAACGCCCAUCAACCGACCUCACAUACCCCCUCCAGUUCCGCACCCUGCAGCCCCUCCCCCAAUGGUUUACAAUAAUAACUAUGCCAGACCUGGUCAGUUUGGACAGCUAUCACCCACGCCUUUGCAACCAUUGACACCUGGGGACUCAUCUUGGGCAAAUACAGCCGAGUCUCCUAUCUCGGCUUACAUGCGUUACCUUCAAAAUUCGAUAAUGGAGCCAGGUUCAAGAGGUAUCCAAGCUCAAGGGCAGGCUCAACUACAACCGCAAUAUCCAGGUCAAAUGUACGGUCAACCGCAUUCAACUGCUUUACUUCCUAAUCCUCGCAUGCCUGCUCUCCCUUCCCCAAGAAUGAAUGGUCCUACCCCACCUAUGCCUAAUCUCCCUUCCCCACAAGGGAAUGGUCCUGCCCUUUUACCCUCUCCAACUUCUCAGUUCCUCUUGCCAUCCCCAACUGGUUACUUCAAUUUGCCAUCACCGCGAUCGCCUUAUCCAUUGUUCUCGCCUGGGAUGCAGUUUCCUCCACCUUUGACACCCAAUUUUGCAUUUUCACCCAUGGCUCAAUCAGGGAUUUUAGGUCCAGGGCCCCAACCUCCACUUUCUCCAGGCCUAUUUCCAUUAUCUCCUUCAGGUUUCUUCCCCAUCCCAAGUCCAAGAUGGAGGGACCAAUAAUCCUUGUCAUAGCAUCUUUUACCUGUGAGCAUGUUACUUGAUCAGAAGUGCUUUUAUCUUUCCGUGGACUCAUCUACUUCCCGUAAGACCUCUUGUGAAAAUGCAAUGGAUGCUGCUGAUGCAAUAGGCCUUUUGGUCACUGUAGUGUUUGUUUCUCACAUCUAUUUUCUUAUUUCUCAUUCGUUGAUACCCAUCUUGCAGCUUGUUUUGAUAUAUAGAAUCUGUACCAGCUGCAAUCUUUAGUUUUCUGGACAAGUUUUAUAUUAGGCAAUGUAGUGAAGACCAGACAAUUCAAUUGGACAAUUGGACAGAGCUGUAACAUGAAAAGAGGUAGGAUCACAGACAUCAAAAUUUUAAUGUAGGCUAUCUAGUGCAAGAAUUCUCGUGUUUUUGUAAUAUCUUGACUGUAAACUUAUUUAGUUUUGAAGUGAAAUUCAUCUCCAGUUAAUAGGCCUGUGGCUGUAAUUCUCAAACUGCUGGUUUAUUAAUAAAGGUUUAUAUUGUUUGAGCA